Molecule: messenger RNA, 3311 nt
Organism: Vespa velutina
Lineage: Eukaryota; Metazoa; Arthropoda; Insecta; Hymenoptera; Vespidae
Product: protein gooseberry-like
Exons: 6
Coding region: 1594-2946 (450 amino acids)
Biological process (GO): anatomical structure development; regulation of transcription by RNA polymerase II
Molecular function (GO): DNA-binding transcription factor activity, RNA polymerase II-specific; RNA polymerase II cis-regulatory region sequence-specific DNA binding
Source: RefSeq, a predicted model, not a curated record
UUACGUUUGAAAAUUAUGACGAAUUGUAUGAGUCAAUAAAGAUUAGGAAAACAAAAAAAAACAAAAAACAAAAAAAACAAAAAAACAAAAAAAGAACUUAGAAUUCAAAAAUUCCUAUCUGUCAAACUAUAGAGACAAAGUAUAUAGCUCGAUUUUAUUUUGAACGUUACACUAUCUCAUAUAAUGAUAGAUAUAUUUGAUUAAUUUGAAUGAUGAUGAUAAUAAUAAUAAUAAUAAUAAUAAUAAUAAGAAGAAGAAGAAGAAGAAGAAGAAAGAAAAGAAUAUAUAUUAUAUCUAUAAUCAUUCCUCCAAAUGAAAUUUGUGUUAAAAAAAGAAAAGACUAUAAUCAGAAGAUAUAGUAGAACUCAACUCUUCUGGAAAGAGAACUCUAAUGUAAGUCGGAGGCGUGGCCUCUUGGCAAUGGACUCGUACGAGGAUUGGUGUUCGUUGGUUGGAAAUACUCGCUACGCCUACCCUAAGUCUCUCGUUCGAAGUUCCACAGUGCAGUUUGCCAUGGAACGGAGGAUUCCACUUUGUAUCGGAGUUACCCCACUUGCUUUUUCAGAGAAUUUUUAGGAUCGACGAUGGGAGUGGCCAAUCCUUAGUUACUUGCCUUCCUCGUUGACGACGAGCUUAGUCAGGAUCAGAAAGCCGAUCUGUUCGUAGUAUUCGAGUCGUCGUUCUUACUGAUGUUAGAUCGAAAGAUCCAUCUGGGAAUAUUAGAUAUAUGGAGGUUAUUAUAAAUUAAUUGUACGCAUAGAAAUAAUAGAGGCGCGAAUAGAGAGAGAAAGAGAGAGUGAGAGAGUGUGAGAGAGUGUGUGUGAGAGAGAGAGAGAGAGAGAGAGAGAGAGAGAGAGUGAGUAAGAAGGAAGGGAAACAGGGGAUAGAGAAAAACAAAACAAAAACAAAGAAGAAAGAUAAGAAGGACUGAAAACGUUUCGACGUGUGUUGGAUUAUAACUGGUGUAUUAUUUAGUGUUGUUAUUGAAGGAAACAAUAGCUUUGAAAAGUGACUACCUCGUUAUAUUGAUAUGUUGUGUUUGGUACGUGUGAAGAUAUUUUUUCAUAUCUUUUACAUCUAUCCGUUAUUUUAAAUCCUUCAUGAUAUAUUUUGAAGAAAUUUAAAUAGAGAAAAAUAAACCGACAGAUAGAUAGAUAGAUGGAUAGAUAGAUAAAUAGAUAGAUAGAUAGAUUGAUUGAUUGAUAGAUGGAUGAAUGGAUGGAUGAAUGGAUAGAUAGAUAGAUAGAUAGAUAAAUAGAUUGAUAAAUAAAUAGAUAGAUAGAUAGAGAGAGAGAGAGAGAGAGAGAAAGAGAAAAUCUAAUAAAAAAAAUCAGUGAAGUGAUUUAGUGAAUUCAAGAUUUCGUGGCCGGCGGGCAGAUCCGAAGUAGUCAGUAGUUCGGACUACUUGAAAUGACGGUUACCACUAAUUUCUCGAUGAUGCGACCCUGUUUCACUGGAUACCCAUUUCAAGUUUUCUAAUACUACUUUUUAGAUUUAGGAUCGAUACCAGGACAGGGCCGUGUUAAUCAAUUAGGAGGAGUAUUUAUAAACGGUCGGCCAUUACCAAAUCAUAUUCGAUUAAAGAUUGUUGAAAUGGCUGGUGCUGGUAUAAGACCGUGCGUUAUAUCCAGACAGCUGCGCGUUUCGCAUGGAUGCGUUUCGAAGAUUUUAAAUCGAUAUCAGGAAACCGGAAGUAUAAGGCCAGGAGUUAUUGGCGGUAGUAAGCCAAGAGUUGCUACGCCGGAAGUCGAAGCAAGAAUAGAAGAGUACAGACGCGACAAUCCUGGUAUAUUUUCAUGGGAGAUAAGAGAUCGAUUGAUUAAGGAAGGAAUUUGCGACAGGACUAGUGCACCAAGUGUAUCAGCAAUAUCCAGGCUUCUUCGCGGACGUGAUCCUGAGGAAGAUACCAAGAUCGGUGAAUUUAAAGCCAGUUCAGGUUCUGAUUGUGAGAGCGAGCCAGGUAUUCCAUUGAAAAGAAAACAGCGACGUAGUCGAACGACUUUUACCGCACAUCAAUUGGAUGAAUUAGAACGUGCAUUUGAGAGAACCCAAUAUCCUGAUAUAUAUACGAGAGAAGAGUUAGCACAGAGGACAAAGUUGACGGAGGCAAGGAUCCAAGUUUGGUUUAGCAAUAGACGAGCCAGAUUAAGAAAACAACUGUCUUCUAGUACGUCCGGAGGAUACGUAGGAACCGUCGCUUAUCCUACUGCUUCUUAUGUUCUUCAUCCACCUGCGGCACCGCAUCCACAUGGUGGCGCCGCUGCUGUACCACCGAGUCAUCCUCAUCCACAUCCACAUGGACAGACUCUUCCGGAUGCUGCCUUUUCCUCGAGUCAGGUUCCAGAAAUCUAUUCGUCUCAUCAUGGGAAUGGUAUGUCUCAUCAGUUGACGGGUGAUUCAACGAGAUUACCAUCUUCAACGCCAGGUUAUAGUCUUCCAACGUCGGUGACUUAUCCAAGUACAUUGCUUCCACCUACUUCGUCUAGUACGACGGUUCAUAUGAGUCAUCAAGUAUCCCCAGUAGUACCACCAGCUACAUCAGCGUAUCAACAACCGGCAACCGGUCAUCAGUUACCACCUACACCAAAUUCAUUGGUAUCCAUGAUGGGACCUAAUUCGGGAAAUUCAGCUAAUUCUACGUCCGAUCAAAUAUCUUCUACAGAUUUACCAUUGACAUCAGCUUCUCCUGUUCAACACCAACAGACAAAUCAAGGAAAUGCUUCACCGUCAUCUUGGAACUUACCUAUAUCGACUUCAUCGAGAGUUGGUUUAUCAAGUCCUCCAAGUACCCUACAACAACCGCAUGCUCAUGGCGCUCAUCCUCAUCAAGCUUUUGCCAGUCAUUAUACAGCUCAAACUUUCCAACAGCCACCUAGGCCAGCUCCUCAUCAACCUUUUUACACGCUAAUAGGAGGGGCGGGAGCACAGGGGCGGCGUGAACGAUGAACGAAUUUGAAGAGAAAAAAAAAAAAAAAAAAGAAAAAAAGAAAAAAAAAAGGUAAAGUAAAGUAAAGUAAAAAAUAAAUGAAUAAAUAAUAUUAAUUGAUCGGGAAAGGUUAAAAAAUUUGUGAACCACACAUGAACACGCGUAUGAGCAUAGUGAAAAUAUGUAUAAUAAACAUAUUUUAUGUAAUAUAUGAAAACUUGCAAAUACACAACACGGCUUUGUCGUGAAAGCACACCACCAUCAUCACCACCACCUAUAUAUCUCCCUUCUUCUUCGCUUUCACAAAAUUUCGCUUUUAUUAAUUUAUUUGUUUCUCCAUAACUCUUCAAUCUUACGCGAUACGAACUAAUGAUGCAUUUAUCUU